Molecule: messenger RNA, 360 nt
Organism: Lasiodiplodia theobromae
Lineage: Eukaryota; Fungi; Ascomycota; Dothideomycetes; Botryosphaeriales; Botryosphaeriaceae
Product: MFS multidrug transporter
Exons: 2
Coding region: 1-360 (119 amino acids)
Source: RefSeq, a predicted model, not a curated record
AUGAAGUGGGCCACUUUCCCAAGAGAGGCAACAGCGCAGUCUACUGGCGAGCAGGGAGACAAGCUCGCAAACCUCGGCUAUCCUCAUGUCAUUCAAUUGGUCAAGCAGGUCAACUACGGUCCGCUUGAGAGCAGGAGGUACUUUGCCGUCGCCAAGGGGAACGAUGAAGAAGAAGCGUUUGUUGAAGUCACCGAAUCGGAUCUCAUUGCAGCCAACUACAAGAAGCUGAAUGCGUACAAAAACUUCAAGUGUUCGACCCACAACAAGUUCUUCGAGGUGAACGUCUAUGAAAAGGAUCCAUUCAACGCUCAUCAUUGGCGUCAGAAUAUCGCACGUCCUGGAAGUGAAAUUGAUCUGUAG